UGAACCGCGCGGUCACUCGAAGUACACGCGGUGAUGCUGCUGUAGCUGCAACACUUAUAUGACUACACAACACAUUAACACACAUUAACGCAAAACCCGCUUACACUUCAUCGAAUCUCGGCGCUGUUAUCAAACAACGAUUGUUUGCUCGUGUAUGCUAUUCGUGAUUCGUCUUGGUGUACUUGAUACCAUUUUUAGCUAAGUGAUUUAAAAAUUCGUUUUCAUUAGAAAUUAUUUCAACUUUCCAAUAAUUUCAUGUUGGUCAAAGUUACUUUGAUUUAGUGUGCUGCCGCGUUAUUGGAUUAUUAUUCAACAUUUUGAGGAUUUUAAGAUCAACCAAUCUCUCGUCCGAGUAUGUUACAAGGCAUAAGUAGAACCGAACAAGCCGGCCUGUUGCCUCAUCAUCACCAUCACCAUCACCACCACCACCAUCAGUCUUUGGCCGCUCACCACGGGAUCGGUACAGGGUCGGGCUGGCCGCCGAAUCACCACGACGAUCUCGCUCAUAAGGGACACAGUGGUGUUAAUCAGUUGGGAGGAGUGUUUGUUGGUGGUAGACCAUUGCCAGAUUCCACUAGACAAAAAAUAGUCGAAUUAGCUCAUUCAGGAGCUAGACCUUGUGAUAUAUCUAGGAUUCUUCAAGUUUCCAAUGGAUGUGUUUCAAAAAUUUUAGGAAGGUACUACGAGACUGGUUCUAUCAGACCUAGAGCAAUUGGUGGUUCUAAGCCUAGAGUAGCUACCGCCGAAGUAGUAUCAAAAAUUUCUCAAUAUAAACGUGAAUGCCCGUCCAUAUUUGCAUGGGAAAUUCGUGAUCGGUUGCUACAAGAAGGCGUCUGUUCCAACGAUAAUAUACCUAGCGUCUCGUCCAUCAAUCGCGUUUUGAGAAACUUAGCCGCCCAAAAAGACCAACAAGCUCCAACGUCGGUGUCUCCAACUUGCAGUUCAGCGGAUGCAGUUUACGACAAGUUGAGGUUAUUAAACGGGCAAGCUGCUGGGACGGGAACGUGGCCAAGACCAAAUCCAUGGUGCGUGGGAACCGAUUACUAUAUGUACCCUCCGACGUCUGGUGACAACCCGUUCAUGCCUCUGCAACCAUCCGGUCGUUUGAGUCCAAACACUGGCAAUUGCACUGUAUUGCCUGACAUUCUCGACAAAAAAGUUUUAGAUUUAGACGGCGGAAUGGGUUCGGACGAGACUUGUACUUCCAUUGGUGACAAUUCCAAUCACGACGGAUCUCUGGGAGGAUGUGCUCCUGGAUCAACAAACGACGACGACCAGGCGAGACUUAGACUCAAAAGAAAACUGCAGCGAAACCGGACGUCAUUUACGAACGAGCAAAUAGACAGUCUGGAAAAAGAAUUCGAACGGACUCACUAUCCAGACGUGUUUGCCAGAGAGAGACUUGCCGGCAAAAUUGGGUUGCCCGAAGCCAGAAUUCAGGUUUGGUUUUCUAACCGUCGCGCUAAAUGGCGAAGGGAAGAAAAGCUUCGGACACAACGUCGCCCCAACUCCAACCAAAACCAACAAUCGAUGGACCCGCAGAAUCAACAACAGCAGCAACAGCAGCAAACGUCUCCUAGUCGGAUGAACGGGUUCACAACGAACAACAACACCGAACCUAAUCCUAACAUGUACACCACGAUUGGCGGACACGACGCUUUUGGGCCAAUGUCAAUGAACUUCGGCAUGCCGAGCAGCAAUAAUGAGAACGGGCUGUCCCUGUCCAUUAUGCCGGGACAUCAUUCGAUAACUGGCGAUCAACGAGACGCAUACGGUUGUAUGUCUAGGCCGACGUAUGACACAUCUCCGCCAUUAGCUAUUGGAACGCCAGGAUAUUUACGACCGCCAUUGUCACCGACUCCGAACAGUAGUCCACCAGCUCACCACACCGCAUAUCACCACCAUCCCCCACCAUCAUCAAUUAACGGUCACCAUCCACAUCAUCAUGCCCAUCAUCAGUAUAACAUGAACAGUUCUAACUCGACAGGUCUUAUAUCGCCCGGUGUAUCAGUACCAAUAGCUGUUCCAGGACAUACAACAGACUUAUCUGCCCAAUACUGGCCACGUUUGCAGUGACGCCAGGCUGUCAAGUAGAACAACAACAUUGAAUUAAAAAAUAUUAAAAUCGUGCAAUUUUCAACGAUAUUUGGAGUUAUUUAAUUAUAAAUGUAAAUAGUAUAGUAAUAAUUAUGAUUGUAAUUUAAAAAAAAUUAUAGCUUAAUAAAAAAAAACAAAAAUUGUACAUAAAUU
Messenger RNA from Daktulosphaira vitifoliae (grape phylloxera), 2250 nucleotides. Its product is annotated as paired box protein Pax-6-like. Gene Ontology annotation, biological process: regulation of transcription by RNA polymerase II; anatomical structure development. The coding region runs from base 355 to 2076 and encodes 573 amino acids. Gene Ontology annotation, molecular function: RNA polymerase II cis-regulatory region sequence-specific DNA binding; DNA-binding transcription factor activity, RNA polymerase II-specific. NCBI's taxonomy places the organism in Eukaryota, Metazoa, Arthropoda, Insecta, Hemiptera, Phylloxeridae. The transcript is spliced from 11 exons. The record is from RefSeq and is a predicted model, not a curated record.